Molecule: messenger RNA, 873 nt
Organism: Arctia plantaginis
Lineage: Eukaryota; Metazoa; Arthropoda; Insecta; Lepidoptera; Erebidae
Source: the annotation of a GenBank genome assembly
AUGUCCGUGUGUUUCUUUGUGCCUGCUGAUCAAGCUGGUCCAUCGACUGUAGCAGAGGCAUGUGAAGUAGACGGCGACGUGGUAGGCGAAGAACAUUCCACUGCGGAGACUUCGCAUCAGACCCUUCAGCAGUUUUGGAACAAAGUCACUGAAGAUAUAAAGAAAGUUAAUUCUGAAGACUUCAAAUCCCAAGCACUCCCGUUAGCCCGCAUAAAGAAAAUAAUGAAACUGGACGAGGAAGUGAAAAUGAUAUCGGCAGAAGCACCUGUACUUUUCGCAAAGGCGGCUGAAAUCUUUAUACACGAGCUCACGCUCAGAGCCUGGUCGCACACAGAAGAUAAUAAGAGGAGGACUUUGCAGCGUAACGAUAUAGCAAUGGCUAUAUCAAAAUGCGAUCAGUUUGAUUUCCUGAUCGACAUCGUACCCCGGCAUGAAGUGAAGCCACAGCCGGUCAACAAGCCACGAUAUGAGGCACCCAGGAGCAGCCCUCCUGCAGAACAGCUGUCGGCGCAGCACGCGGCGGCGCUGCAGGGCGCCGCGCAGUCGCAGGUCAUCGUACAGCCUUGCGCGCAGGUCGUACAGACGUCACCUGGAACGGCAUCGUCGUCGAACAACGUGGCGGUGUCACAACAACCUGUGACAUUGAUGCAACAAGUCGUCACGCCAUCCGGGGAACUACAGCAGCUGCCGAUCCAACUAACUCAGGCGCAACUGAACAUGAUCCGUAUGCAAGUACAGAACAACCCGAACCAGCCUAUAAUAAUACAAACACAGCCGCAGCAGUCCCAAAUUAUACAGGUAUCAUCCCAACAGCACCAGCCUCAACAACAAGUGUUCUUAGCGCAAGUGGCAAGCUCACAGGAAGAGUCCUAG